This is a messenger RNA of Exophiala mesophila, 270 nucleotides long. RefSeq lists its product as uncharacterized. Bases 1 to 270 code for a protein of 89 amino acids. The record is from RefSeq and is a predicted model, not a curated record. The transcript is spliced from 2 exons. Lineage: Eukaryota; Fungi; Ascomycota; Eurotiomycetes; Chaetothyriales; Herpotrichiellaceae.
AUGGACAAGGACUAUUCGAGUGGAAGCGACGAUGGCCAGGCUGCAGGCAACCGCAAGGCCAUUGCAAAGUCCACCGCACCAUUCCCUUCAACUCUGCCCCCAACCUCUGACUAUCUUUCACAGCCAGCUGGCAGUCUCCUCAAAGGUGCAACUGACGACUCUGGAAAUCUGAAGCCCGCUGCAUUGAUGGUCGGCCUCAAGCUGGACUUGGAGGCUGAGGUUCACUUGACCGCUCGAGUCCGUGGUGACAUCACGAUCGGCCUGUAUUGA